This is a messenger RNA of Xenia sp. Carnegie-2017, 880 nucleotides long. RefSeq lists its product as uncharacterized. Bases 68 to 787 code for a protein of 239 amino acids. The record is from RefSeq and is a predicted model, not a curated record. The transcript is spliced from 5 exons. Lineage: Eukaryota; Metazoa; Cnidaria; Anthozoa; Malacalcyonacea; Xeniidae.
GUAAGACACGUUUCAUUUGCUUAUUAAUGAGCGCGCGAGUGUUGUGAAAGAAGGCCUAUGUGAACGCAUGUUUGCGUGCCCUAUAGCCCUAUUUCGGAUAGGUUUUGUCAACAGGUCAUGCAUUAGGCUUAUGCAUUUUUCUCUCGUAAAGUUGGCCUGCAAAAUGUUUUUUAUCUAUAUUUGCAUCGUGAUUAGUUCAACUUCAAAAAGAAAAUCGAUGGAAGACGAUUCGAUUCGCGCGAAUGCUUUUUGCAAGUGGAAAUCCGACAAUGGUGAUGGUACAUUUUCUAGUUUAUCAAGCAAGAAAGCAAAAUGUUCCAUAUUGUUUGCUGUUUACGUUACAAGAGAUAAAAAGUCAGUUUAUGGAAUGAACUUUGAGAAAAAAGGUCUUACGUUGGACAAGGAUUGUGAUAUUUCUUCUUGUCCAGUUGCUUCAACCGAAAAACCAACGCUUUCUUUGCUGACCUUUCGUCAGCCUUCAUCGUCAUCUAAAAUAACCUUGGCAACAAAGCUAUCUGGUGUUAUAAGCGGACCAAAAAAUGAAAAGAUCACUCCAGAAAAUACGAAGAUCACACCAUCAUCUUGGCCAUCAGGGAAAAUCGUUGAGAAAACGGGUUCAACAAAACCAGCCAAUGACAUAACAGGGUCGUCAACCGAAUCCUGGUUAACUACAACUGUUUUUAUAUCGGCAACUGCAUUUGCUUUUGUUUUCGGAAUCAUUGUUGUUGCGAUCAUCUUAGCUUGCAAAAAAGCUUUACAAAAAAAGGACCGUUUUCAUUUUGUGUAGAACGUUUUCAUUUUGAGUAGACCGUUGACUAACAUUGUAACCCUAACCCUAACAAGACUAACAUUGUAAAUAAUUAAAAAAUGAAGCAAAAAC